Saprolegnia diclina VS20 is the source of this 2551-nucleotide messenger RNA. RefSeq lists its product as hypothetical. The transcript has a single exon. The coding region runs from base 97 to 2466 and encodes 789 amino acids. NCBI's taxonomy places the organism in Eukaryota, Oomycota, Saprolegniomycetes, Saprolegniales, Saprolegniaceae. The record is from RefSeq and is a predicted model, not a curated record.
UCUACCUCCAAGCCAAACUAGCGCGUUUAACGUUUAACCCGCGGCAAACGCUUCAACGAGCUGAGCGGUUCAUUCAGUCUUGGACUGUCGGGAAGCAUGUCGGACGGUUGUGGGCGGUGGCACCGGUACAAGCUCGCGACCACGGCGGUCGUCGCCUGGCUCCAGCGCACGAAGAACGUCGCCAAGAAGGCGAAGAAGAACAAGAAAAACAAGUCGGAAGAGGUCGAGUGGACGACGGCGCAGAUCUGGGCCGCCACGCAGGACAUUGCGGCGAGCGCUACACCCGUUCCGGUUGCCAUCAUUCGCCAGCUCAAAGCAAGCAUCAAACUGCGUUGGCAGGCAUGUAAGGCCUUCCCGCCAGACCAAGGCCACGCGUACUUCCUCGACCUCCUGCGCGCUGUCGACGCUACGCUCGAGCCGCUGGUGCAGGAGACGGCGCCGCCGUCGCCCAAGCACGAAGGGCAACUGCACAACGCGUUCGAGGCGCUUGCAGUUGACGACGAAAACGAUGAAGACGAUGCGCCAGACGAGUCGCUCCCGCCGUUUGACGCCAAGGCCUUUGCUAUCCGCGAGCCGAGUCCCGAGGACACUGCGGUCGCUGCGAUCGAGGCGGACCAGUUCCGCGCCAUCUGCUUUCUCAUGGACCUUGACGAGCUUCUCGGUGACGUGGACCAUGCGUGGUCCAGUCUGAAGGCGGGUGAGUCGAGCUUGGUGGCGGCCACCGCCGUCACAAACGCCUGCGUCAAGCUCGUGAGUACGUGGUCGGCGACACUGCACCUCGAGCUGCCGUACCUCGAGACGCUGGCAGAGAUUUUCGCACUCGUCGAGCGAGGUCCGUUCUUGCGUGAGAUGAUGGUGUCGCACAACACUUCCCUCGCGACCGCCGUGCGCCUUGUCACGCUAGCGUGCAAGUCGCCAACGCCAGCCACGAGCACGGCCACGAUAGCAAAGACGCUUCGCGUGCCGCACGGAUCGGCGGCCGCGCUCGAGCAGGCCAUCGUGGACGCGCACGAAGCCUCGCUCGCGACAACCGACGAGCGACUUUUUUACGUCAAGAACCUCAAGAUGCUGCAGCGCGCGCUACCCCGGCUCGCGGGCCUCCUUGAUAUAGUCAAAGGCCCGCGGUUUACCAUGCCAAGCAACAUGCGCACUGCGCCUUGGAGCGAGGCGGCGGGCAUGCUUUGGUCCAUGAAGGAGCUCGUGGGCCCGCUCUUCUCGGAGAUGCUGCCGCCGGUGCUCUUUGCGACAAAAGACAAGUGUCCCGAGAUUGUGAGCGCCCACAAGGACUACAUGCCUUGGCCCAACCUCGUCUUUGAGUUUCAAAAGACGAAGCGCACGAGCAUCCCAUUCGUCUUCGCGACGGUUUGCCUCCUCGAGUCGAUCAUGGACACGCAAGGCCCCGAAUGGGACAACGUCACGUGCGCCAAGAUCGCGGCCUCGACCAAAGCGAGCCUCAAGCGCGUGACGGAGCACGUGCUCGCGUGCCAGAACAACGCCACGGGCCUCAUCCAGCCGCCGCGGACGCUCAAGCUCCUCCCGGAACACGUCCAGGGGAUGCUAGGCAUCAUGCAGAUCGUCAACAAGUGCCCGUACUUUACGCCACUGGAGCUCGACCAAGGCUGGCUCAACCCGUGGAUGGCCGGCCAGUGGAUGCUCACGAUGAGCUUGAGCUUCAGCCUCUCGUACGGAGUCGGCGUCAUGGACGAUGUGCAGCAAGGCCGGUUCGUGUUCCACCUCUACAACGCACUGCGCCUGCACGAGCGUAUUGCUCCGAUCCCGGUGCUGGACACGCUGGCCACGCUCCUGGAGAAAGGUCCGAGCAUCUGGUACGGUGGGCGCCCGACCGAGAGCUUUCUCGUCUCGCGCAUGCUAUCGGUGGGCUACAAUCUCCAGCACGCAACGUACUUUAUGAACGCGCGCGAUCCGGACGCGCGCGAGGCCAACGCCAAGCGCCUCGAGGCCUGGGACCGCCGAAGUAAGUUUGCCAAGGAGCACGGGCGCGGCGUCAAGCACAGCCGCGAGGGCGACUACACGUACCCGUUCCACCUCAGCCGCACCUUUCGGCUCUUGACCGACAUGGAGUCGCCCAAGAUGCGCAAGGGCGGUCGGCUGCCCGACAUGGACGAUCUCGCUGCCGUCGCCAACGAAGAGUGGAAGGCGUUUUUGAACGUCGACUUUAUCGCGCUCGGAACGCUCUUCCGCGAAGCGUGGGUGCACUGCGCCGAGUAUUGCGACUGGGAAAGCGGGAACCCACCCAUGCCCGAGCUUGUCCCCACGCACGCGCUGUGGGGCAAGACCUUUGCGAGCCGGGAUUGGCACAAGAUGCAGGCAUCGCUCGACAUUCUCUUCCACAUUUGCGACGGCGAGCUCAACGACAUGCGACUCUUCGAGGCGGCGUGUGAGCUCACACUGCUCGGCCAGCGCCUUAGCGAAGUCUACAUCGAGUUGCCCGCGCGCUCCAGCUAACGAGCUUUGGUUUCUCGCUUCCGUGCCUUUGAUUUGUCUCUGCGUGUACAUAAUGCCAUUCAUACAAACACACCGUGAUACAACA